Maudiozyma barnettii is the source of this 912-nucleotide messenger RNA. RefSeq names its product mRNA splicing protein YJU2 (gene YJU2). Bases 1 to 912 code for a protein of 303 amino acids. Gene Ontology annotation, cellular component: U2-type catalytic step 1 spliceosome. The record is from RefSeq and is a predicted model, not a curated record. NCBI's taxonomy places the organism in Eukaryota, Fungi, Ascomycota, Saccharomycetes, Saccharomycetales, Saccharomycetaceae. The transcript has a single exon. Gene Ontology annotation, biological process: mRNA splicing, via spliceosome.
AUGUCUGAACGUAAAUCUAUUAACAAAUAUUAUCCACCAGAUUAUAAUCCCUUAGAGGCCGAAAAGGCCGCCAGAAAGUUAUCCAAAAGAUUAAAGAAUGCUAAUAAAGAUAUUACUACAAUUAGGUUAAUGACACCAUUUAGUAUGCGUUGUAAUAAAUGUGAAACGUUUAUUCCAAAGAGUCGGAAGUUCAAUGGUAAGAAAGAAUUGUUGACUGAGCGAUACUUGAACAACAUUAAGAUCUUUAGAUUGACUAUUCGAUGUCCAUUAUGUUCACAACCGAUCUUGUUUCGUACUGAUCCAAAGAGUGCAGAUUAUGUAAUGGAAGCAGGUGCAGUUAGAAAUUUUGUGAAGAAGUCUGAUAUCAUUGGUGAUGACAAAACGGAGAGUGUCGACGAGACGUUGGAGAGGCUGACUCGUGAACAGGAAGAAGAUGAGAAGGAGAAAGAACGGUUAGCUAAUAGAGAUAUUACAAAUAUAGAUGGGGGAAGGAAGAGUCAUACAAAUAACGGGGAGGAUAAGAUGGUUGCAUUAGAGGAACGUUUAGUGAAGAUUCAAAACGAACAAGAAAAUGCAGAGGAAAUAGAGAGACUCCGGAAACAAAAUUAUGAAAGAAUGAAUAGGGCAGAAGAGACGUUUGCAAGGAUUACAAGUGUUCAAGACAAACAAACCGCAUCAGAAGUGGACGAAGCUGAUGAGGAGGAUAUUGAUAUAGAUGGAUUAGCUGACGAAGCCUUUAAACGUAAUAUGAAUACGAAUAUCAUUGAGGAUAAACCGUCAUUGUCAGCGGGACCAAUCGAAUUGGAUAGACUUGAACAACUCGAUGUGAAACGAUUCGUAGUUAAGAAAAAGAAGAAGAUGAAGAAGAAGAAGACACAAUUGAAACUAGGGUCGGGGAGUUUUACGAACUGA